AUGCCAUCUCUUGGCAUCGAAACCUCCUGUGACGACACAGCAGUAGGCAUUGUCACUUCUUCUCGUGCCAUUCUUAGUGACUGCAUUCAUCUUCAAUCCCACCUUCACGAGCCCAAGGGCGGAAUAGUACUCACGCUCGCUAUGGUAAGUCAUAGAAAGAAUCUACCGACAGUGAUUAGAGACGUAGUGGAAGAGGCAAGAGUUGACGUUCUUAGGGAUGUUGAUAUCAUUGCUGUUACAAUAGGGCCGGGAUUAGGUCCCUGUUUGGGCGUUGGCGUAGACGCGGCUAAGAGUCUGGCUUGUGUUUUGAGGAAGCCAAUAAUUGGAUUUCAUCAUAUGGAAGCUCACGCUCUGACUCUGCGUCUCUUGAAUCCACUUCUCUCCUUUCCCUAUCUGACUCUAUUAAUUUCCGGUGGCCAUACGCUGAUGCUGUUAACCCGCCACGUGAAUUCUCAUACUAUUCUCUCUACGACGGUUGGUGACUCGAUCAGUGAAGCAUUUGACAAAGUCACCCGCCUCUUAAACAUUCCUUGGCUUCCCGGGCGCUCUGGUGGCCUGGCGCUGCACUCGGACGCUAUGCUUCUCUUGGACAAAUUUCAACUUCAACAUUUAACUGGAUUGAAAACGGCAGUGAAAUAUUUGAUCGAGGAGGAAAAGUUGGAUGUAGAAGAUGAAGAGGUCAGGAGAGAUCUGGCAGCUGUGUUUCAAUAUGUCGCUGUAGAGCAUUUGAUCGGAACGUCGAACAAGCUAGCGACGGAGGACGAUAUUGAACUAUUUUUCCCACCUCCUGAGCUUUGCGCAGAUAAUGGAGUAAUGAUUGCCUGGGCUGGUAUCAAAUUGACGGUUACUUUUUUGAACAAAAUACCGAAAUGGCCGAUCGAUAUUUUGAGAUAA
This is a messenger RNA of Paraglomus occultum, 894 nucleotides long. Lineage: Eukaryota; Fungi; Glomeromycota; Glomeromycetes; Paraglomerales; Paraglomeraceae. The record is from the annotation of a GenBank genome assembly.